Molecule: messenger RNA, 1428 nt
Organism: Phytophthora infestans T30-4
Lineage: Eukaryota; Oomycota; Peronosporomycetes; Peronosporales; Peronosporaceae
Exons: 2
Coding region: 199-1428 (409 amino acids)
Source: RefSeq, a predicted model, not a curated record
CGCUCGGAUGUGAGUGCCAUCGUACGUGCUCGAAACUGUGUUGGGAAAGGAACAACCCGCUCUUGCGAAACAGUUUUCGUCGAAGAUUAUCGAUACGAAACCGGAUUAUUAACUUCGGACGUUGUGCAGUGGUAUAAAGUAGUGGCAGCUCUGAGAAGCAUCGGACAAGGCUACUUCUUGUUACGUGGUCUCGGAUAGAUGCUCAGUUGCUACUUCGUUCACGGUGUUACCAAAUUUCAGAAGAAAAUACCCACCUGGACUCGAAUGCGCAAAGCUCGCCAUCUAUUUAUGAAGGUCCCGACGCAAUGCGUAGUGUUCGGUAGUCCGUUCCCCGUGUCGUGCUAUGUUUUGGCUCAUUUACUGAACGCUCCUUUUACGUACGACGUGCUAGAAAGCCAUUUUUUCUCUCAAGGUGGCGUGUUGGACAUCCAUCUCGAAGCGUUCAUCUCCUAUGCUGUUGUUCAGAUGCGUAACGUGUGGAUAUACGCGUUGCUUUGGCACAUGGUGGUGACUGUAACAACCUCACGUUGGCUAGCACGCAGUAACCAAUCGAACAGCGGUAUUAUUGGCGUCCCGGAAUUUUUACUAAGCGCAUUUUCAAGUAUCACGUUGAUCGCGCAGUAUCGCUCGACAUCGUUUAGAUCGUCUAAAAUUCUUAGAAUGAUGGUACUUCCUUCUAAUUUAAGUCGAGCGUGGGUGACUACGAAAUACCAGUACAGCUUCGCGCAUCGAGGAAGUGGCAGUGUGUUACUCGGCGGUGUGAUUAUAGAUUUGAAAUUUCUAAUUUGCUUCGUGCUCGUCGUUGCUGGAACGUGGGUAGUUCGCGUCUUAUGGCUGAAGUUGGUUUUUCUAGCUCCGACUCCUGUGCCGUACUCGGCUGGAGUCUUAUGGCCUACUGUGAGUAUGUGUGUUCAUUGGACAAGCGAUUUCUUUUGUAUCCGAGAUGAGACGUAUCAACGACGUAAACAACAAUUGCAAGUACCGCAACGAAAACCGAACUAUGGGGACGGACGAGUGAUUCCCUUUACCGCCAGUUUUCAGUCGAAGCAAGUCGUAGCCGAAGAAAUGCGACUACCAGUCAGAAAAUACAAAUACAGUGCCCCUACUGCACGUAUAAAUAUGAAUACUUUCCGGUAUAUCCAGCAUCAAAUGAAGUGUUUACAUGGCCGAUCCGAUGAUGUCGAAGCGAACGUUGCAUUCAUGAACGCCGUGCUAAUGAGUGACCCUAUCGCGUAUCUGCGAACUGUACUUGGGCAAGAUCCAUCGACUGAAUUGGCUUAUUAUCAAUCGCUCUUGCGUCCGCGGCAGGUCGUUCUUCUGCCUGUAGUCGUGGUGGGAGAUCACAACGAGUACACGGGAAAGUUGAAGCUACUUCGACGAGUUAAUGCGUCGGAACUCACUUGGCCGGAACUCGUACAAUGCGGAUGA